Molecule: messenger RNA, 834 nt
Organism: Acanthosepion pharaonis
Lineage: Eukaryota; Metazoa; Mollusca; Cephalopoda; Sepiida; Sepiidae
Source: the annotation of a GenBank genome assembly
AUGAAAAAAUCUGAUGCAGUUCAUCACGAUAUUUAUGAUUCUUCAGAAGCAAUAAAAAAAUAUAUAAAGCAAUUCCUCAGUGCAAAUCCACAGCUGAUAAAAGAUACACCUGAUGUUGUGAAAGAUUUACCAUUUGUAAGCCAGUCUCCGGAAAUAUUUGAAGACCAACUCCUUGAACAAGUUGACCUAGAUAAACUACAAAAAACUAUGCCAACAAAAUCUGAAGAUGAUUGGGGUGUUGCUACUCCUGACAAUAUACAACGUCAACAUUGUAAAAAGUUUCAAAUCAGUGGUGAAGGCUUCCUUGGACAAUAUACCCCACUUUUCACAUCUAAACUUGAAGAAAAACUGUUAAAUGACCCACAGUAUAUGAAAUCCAUUGAACAUGAAGUCCUGAUGCUAUCUAAAGCAAAGAAAAAUUUAAAUAAAUAUCUUGAUUCUCUCAGAUGGCUUGAAACUAUUUAUAAAACAUGCAAGUACUGGACAUCUGAAUCACUUUCUUCAUUUAAGAAUUUACCACCACAAGACAUAGAGCAAAGGCUUGGAGAGCUUAAUGCUUGGGGCAAAAAAGUGAGAGAAAUGGAUGUCACCUUCAUAACGAAAAACCAACUUUUUUCAGUUGAUUCCAUUGAGAUCUAUGAUUACCUCAUUCCUCGGCUGGAUAGCAUCUAUCAACAAUUGCUGAACUAUGUCCUCACAGAGAGCAUGAAUAAUUCUGUGUUGUUCUGUGAGAAAAUACAUCAAAUGGCAAAGGUUCUUGAAGGAAAACCAGUUGAUGUCAAAGAUUUUGCUGAGUAUGUCCAUAUUUACAAGAAUUCAAAAAUCUCCAUUUAG